CCAAUAUUUAUUCACUGAUCUAUCCUUUCUCCUCGAACCCCAAAAUAUAUUUGAAAACCCUAGAACCGCAAUAUCUAAUUAUAAUUUCUAAAAGCUUUGUGUUCUCCGGGAGCAAUUACAAUCCAGAAUACUGAGAAAUACUUGUUCAAUUAAAUAUCUAUUUCAUCAAUUCUUCGAUAAAGGUUGUGGCUGUUGGAAAGAAUUUUUUCUCACAUGAGGUUCAAAAAGGGUGAUAAGGUGGAAGUAAUGAACAGAGCUGAGGUGCCAAUCUCAUGGCGUGCUGCCGAGAUAGUGUCUGGUAAUGGCCUCACUUGCAGUGUUAGAUAUGGUUCUGGUUCACCAGUGCAAAGUGAAAAUAUCAAAGAAAGGGUAUCAAGGAAGAUGAUAAGGCCCUGCCCCCCUGUAGUGCAGUGUGUGGAAACUUGGGCACCUGGAGACAUUGUGGAGGUAUAUAAUGACUGCUCUUGGAAAGUUGCGAUCGUGCUCAGUAUUUUACCAUGUGAUCGUUAUUUGGUGAGACUACUUGGUUGCUCUCUGGAACUUAGCAUUCAUAAAUCAGGCAUGAGAGAUCGACAAAAUUGGAAAGAUGGCAAAUGGAUUUUUAUAAGAAAGGGUUGUGAUAAAGCUGGGACCCAGAGAUCUAACAAAAUUUCAGCUCAAGAUUAUAGUCAGAAGACUAAGUCGCAGCCGCUGCAACUUGAUGCACAUACUAAAGGUCUUGGAGAAACUGAUGGUUUAGCCACUGAAGGAAAAAAUAGAGGACAAGAGUCUUGUUUAAUCUCAUCAAGAUCCCUAAAGAGAAUGUCUCCUUAUUGCACAUCUGGUGUUGAUUCACUUUAUGAGAAUGCUCAGAAACUUCAAGCAAUCGAGACAGAUAAUCGCAGGCAACGAGCAGCUCUGGUGACCUUACAGGAAAAGGGCCAAAAAUUGAAGCAUCAUCCCUUGCUUCCAUAUUUAUAAAGAUGAUGCUGGGAUUUGCGGCCAUUCAAGUGGCAUAAAAUGGGGAUACUGUAUGCAUCCGCUUUCCCAGAAAUCUGCAAAUCUCUCAUAUCACAGGUUUCCUAUUUUGUUUUGCAGUUUAACAUUGUUUGUAUCCGAGCUUCAAAUCUGCAUAAAUUCCGUUUUUUCGAAGGAAGUAAAAGAGUUGAUAUGUUUCAUUGCAGUUCCUCAUGGAAGAUUUGUUGUUGGAAAAUGUAGACAUGUAGUGAAUUUUGUUUGGUACAUUCUGUAUAACUUUAGGUAAGCCCACAUUUGCUAUCAAAUAAUUUGGAUUUCAUUACCGUGGAUGGUGGUUAGAUUUAAGAUCUUCUGGUGAUUCUAUAAUGUGGUUUAUUUCUGUAUCUGUUUACCAUGUUUCCGUAUUAUAAGUAGGUCAAUUGCCACUGUUUCCUUUGCAUUGUGAAUUAUUCCUUGAGCAGAUAUAUAAUUAUAGCAAAUUUUAAUUUCACGCUGAUGGUGUAUUCUUCUUAUUCUUUAUUUGUCCAUUUCAGGCUGUUUGUUGGUUUAUGGAUAAUUUUUUGGCAUUUGGAAAAUCUAUAGCAAUUUAUUGUUUCAUAUUGGAAUUUUUCAGGCAGGUUCUCAUAAUAUGUUCCUUAUAGAAAAAAGGGAGAAUUCUUUUUUUUUUUUGUUCUCUUAUAAAUAAUAAGAAAAAGUGAGAGAGAGAAUGCAGUAUAUGUGCUGGAAUGAGUUCUUAGCUUCAUCUUAUUAAGUUUUGGAGCAAAUAACAAACAAGUU
Nicotiana tabacum (common tobacco) is the source of this 1734-nucleotide messenger RNA. The record is from RefSeq and is a predicted model, not a curated record. NCBI's taxonomy places the organism in Eukaryota, Viridiplantae, Streptophyta, Magnoliopsida, Solanales, Solanaceae.